Molecule: messenger RNA, 1173 nt
Organism: Phanerochaete carnosa HHB-10118-sp
Lineage: Eukaryota; Fungi; Basidiomycota; Agaricomycetes; Polyporales; Phanerochaetaceae
Exons: 5
Coding region: 1-1173 (390 amino acids)
Biological process (GO): DNA repair; telomere maintenance
Molecular function (GO): DNA helicase activity
Source: RefSeq, a predicted model, not a curated record
AUGUGCUAUUACUGGCUAUUCUCUACUUUUUCAGGUCCUGAUCAUACGCACUACAUGAUUAGGGCACCAGGAGAGCCAAUUGAUGAGAUUGAGGAGCAUUGGAGUGAUGACUCCCUGUCUCUUUUAGAAUGCUACUUUCACCAUCCAUCUGAAAGCUUCCUUGACACACAGAACACCAUUCACUGCUUUGACGACCUUUCUUACACUGAAUACUACUCCGCUUUCUGUUUAGCACGUUAUGAUCCCACGAAAGCAGGUUAUCUGAACUACUUUACAGAACAUCAUGCGCAUCAGUCAACAUCUGUUCGCAUGCAUGUUAUUUUCCGUUCCUUCGCAGCUCCACACCUCGCACGCAUCUGCUCUGUACAACCAUCUGAAGGCAAAAGAUUUUACCUUUGUGCACUACUCCAACACCGCCCAGCUCGCUGUUUUCGUGACAUGCAAACAGUUGAUGGUGGUGUACACGACUCCCACCAGCUGACAGCAGCAGCAUUAGGCCUUUUUGCUAACAACAAUGAGGCUGAGCUUGCAUUGCUUGAAGUAAUAGCUGCUCUGCGCACGCCACAUCAACUGCAUGUGCUGUUUGCGCACCUUCUCGUCAAUGAUUGCAUUGCCACUCCACUUGUUCUUUGGGACACUCUGCAGUUGGGCAUGAAUCAUGCUCUUUACGAGGUGUCAACUUACCUCGAGGAACAUGGUAAAUCACUACAAGACUACGGCUUGCCAGAGCCCACCCAGCAUAUCUUCGACACCAUUGUGCAAGCUGCGCUGUCCAAAACUCCUCUGCUUGCCUUCAUCAAUGGUAAAGCAGGACAAGGUAAAACUUUCCUUGUCAACACAAUCUAUGACUACCUGCAAGGCCAUGGUAACAUUGUACUCCCAACCACAACAUCAGGAUACGCUGCUCAAUUGUAUCCUGGAGGACGUACCACACAUUCAACUUUUAAGGUUCCUGUCAACAACAAGAACGAGCUGCUUAAGUCUCCAAUUACUACUCAAUCAUUGCGAGGUGACCUCAUCAACCAAGUGCGAGCAAUUAUGUGGGAUGAGGCUCCGAUGGCAAACAAGGCAGUUCUUGCCUGCAUGGAAGAAGUGCUGCGAACAGUCUCAAAAUGCCCCAAACUACCUUUCAGCGGAAAAGUGUUUGUGACUUCUGGUGGAUUUGCCCUGUAA